Molecule: messenger RNA, 1215 nt
Organism: Hibiscus syriacus
Lineage: Eukaryota; Viridiplantae; Streptophyta; Magnoliopsida; Malvales; Malvaceae
Product: protein HYPER-SENSITIVITY-RELATED 4-like
Exons: 1
Coding region: 16-1215 (399 amino acids)
Molecular function (GO): ATP binding; ATP hydrolysis activity
Source: RefSeq, a predicted model, not a curated record
AGGAUCAGACUAACCAUGCCAAAGAAGCAAGGCAAGAUUUCAUUUUCGCUCGAAAACAGCGAACAAAUCAUCGACGACUUCAAUGGGAUUCGAGUGAAAUGGAAGUUUGUGUCCAAAAACUUCCCUUCCAAAAACAUCCCACCCCAUGAUCCCUACAACCCUCCGUUGCUCACCUGCGAGACUCGGUGCUUCAAGCUAAGCUUCCACAAGAAACACAAAGAAACGAUCUUGAACAGCUACAUGCAGCACAUAAUGGCCAAAUCGAAAGAAUUGAAGGAGAAAAAGAAGACCCUGAGGUUAUUUACGUUGAAAUCCGAUAGGGUUUAUGGGAGGAGAGGGGAUAUGUGGCAGUCACUGAAUCUUGAUCACCCAUCCACUUUUCAGACCCUGGCAAUGGAUUCUGAUCUGAAGAAGAAGUUGAUAGAGGAUUUGGACAGAUUCAUGAGAAGAAAAGAGUACUACAAGAGUGUAGGCAAGGCUUGGAAAAGAGGGUAUUUGUUGUUUGGUCCACCUGGUACAGGCAAGUCCAGCUUGGUCGCUGCCAUGGCCAAUUAUCUCAACUUUGAUAUAUAUGACUUGGAGUUGUCUGAAAUCAGAGACAACUCUGAGCUGAGAAAGUUGCUGAUUUCAACCGGGAAUAAAUCAAUACUCGUUGUGGAAGAUCUUGACUGUUCAUUGGAUUUGCAUAGGCUUCCUCAAUCCAGGCCUGUGUUGCCUCAUCGACCUAAUCACUCAUCUCAUAUGACACUGUCGGGAUUGCUCAACUUCGUCGACGGUUUAUGGUCGAGCUGUGGGGAUGAAAGGAUCAUCGUGUUCACAACGAACCACAAGGAGCGGCUCGACCCGGCUCUGCUACGCCCCGGUCGAAUCGAUGUGCAGAUCCACAUGUCCUAUAUAACUCCAUGUGGGUUCAGAAUGUUGGCUUACAACUACCUCGGGAUAACAGAGCACCCACAGUUCAUGGAGAUCGAGGAAUUGCUGAAGAAUAAGAAGGUGACGCCCGCAGAAGUGGGUGAGACGUUGAUGAAAGAGGAGGAUAUUGAAGAAGCGUUACAGGGUCUGAUUCAGUUUCUUGAAACCAAGAUAAGCGAUGGCCGAGAAUAUACAGCAGGUGAUGUGCAACCGGAACAAGUGCAAGCAGUAGAUGAAGAAGAAGAAGAGCUGAUGAUAGAAACGGCGGGAACCUUGGUCGACAUGAUUCAUUUAAGUUGCUGA